AACAGUUUCAGACGUUCAGCAGAUAUCGUUGUCUUCGGUUCAUACUCGUGCUUAAGAUCACAAAAGAUCAUUUUCGAAAACGCAAUAGCCAAAAAAUCAAGUGUUGGUGAAAAUGGUGUCCGCUCUGAAAUGCAGUUUGGCCAUGGCCGUUAUGAUUAGUCUGGCCUGUUCAGCCUACGCCCUUAAGUGUUAUCAAUGCGAGUCCCUGACAAUGCCCAAGUGUGGUCUGAAGUUCGAGGCGGAUGAUAGCCUGCUGAUUGAUUGUGCCCGCAUUGGACCCCCUCGCUACCUGCAGAACUUCUUCCCCCUGCGCAACGCCACUGGUUGCAUGAAGAAAACCCUCGAGAGCGUGGCCGGACAUCCGCAGAUCGUGAGGAGCUGCUACUUCGGGGACAUCAACAAUGUCCAGGGUGGCUGCCAGUCGGAUCCCUCCCUGCCCUUCGUGAAGCAACUGGGCUGUGACGUCUGCACCAAGGACGAGUGCAACGGAUCCUCCUCCCUGGCCCCCAUCGCCGGAGCCGUCCUCCUCUUCUUCGGAGUGGCUCAUCUGCUGGCCUAGAUCCUAACUAGCUAGUAACUUAAUUGUUUUUAAUUUUCUAUGGUCUUGCUUUGUGUAAAUCUCUUCUAAAUUAAAUAUUUAAUUUGAUAAUAAAAGAGGGACAGGAGUUUGUCCCAA
This is a messenger RNA of Drosophila subpulchrella, 676 nucleotides long. RefSeq lists its product as uncharacterized. The record is from RefSeq and is a predicted model, not a curated record. The coding region runs from base 113 to 559 and encodes 148 amino acids. Gene Ontology annotation, biological process: sleep; regulation of synaptic transmission, cholinergic; positive regulation of voltage-gated potassium channel activity. NCBI's taxonomy places the organism in Eukaryota, Metazoa, Arthropoda, Insecta, Diptera, Drosophilidae. The transcript is spliced from 3 exons.